CUCUUUUGGGGUCAGCCAUUUGAGUCAGGAUUUGUGUCGUUUUUCUUGUUUUCGACAUAUUCCGGAGGAAAAAUGCCUCCCAAGAAAAAGAAAUCAGGCAAAAAGAAACUUGCAAAGAUGACUGAGGAAGAGAGGCUUCUAUAUAUGGAGCAGAAAAGAUUGGCAGAAGAAGAAAUGAAGAAGAAAAAGGAGGACAUGUUGACACAAUUUUUGAAGGUAAAUCGCACAAUACCUUGUAUUUUUUAUUCAACCUCUACAUAAGUUCGCGAAACUCAGUGGCAGUUAUAUUACCAGGAUCUCAUAUUUUGCAAUGACUUGAAGCAGUCGCAAAGUUAAUCAUGACAGACUGGAUGAUGCUGCAAAUUUCAACCUUGCAAAUUGCCAACCGUACCGAUCUUUCAAAUACAUAUUUUGAAGAAGUUUUAAAAACUUAAGUGGAGUUUACAUAAUUUGCUCACGCUUUCGCUCAUCUCCGGAGCGUGUAUCACUGAAUUAAAUUGUAUAUUACUCUUUAUGAUAAAUAGGAUUCCGAGCAGUUUACUUGCCUCUCAUGAAAUAGCUUCCCCCCUCUCCCUCUCCAUCUCCCUCUCCCCUCUCCUCCUCCCCCUCAUCUCCACUUUGUUCUUUUGAGUCUUGCAUUGUGAUUGGUAUAUCAGUUCACAGGACCCCUUAAUGGAAAUGUCAGUCACUGCCACGGACAACAGUCUUUGACUCUUGACUAACCUGAAAACCAUUACUUCUACAUUGAAAUAAUUUACUUUUAAUUGAGAGAUAAUUUGGUUUUCUAUCAACUAACCCUAACCACAAACAGCCUGCAAUUCCUCUACUUGCUCUAGUAAAGUUCUAAUGCUAAAAAAGUCAGCUUAAGAAACUCUUAAGCUAAAUUGUCUCUUAAAACCCCCCCAUCAUCCAGCACCACAGUUUCCUCAGAAACUUAAGCCCCCCCUACAUUUAAUUUUCAUGUAGUUCACUUUGUUUGAUAUUCCCUUACUGGUUCUACACUGUGAACAAUGUCUGAUAGUGGAAUUUUCUUUUGUUGUUAUGCUAGGAUAAACUGAUUAAGGAAGAAAAGAGCACAAAAUUCAAUCUGAACAAACUACAAAACCAAUGGAGAGUUAUCAUGAGAGAAGGUAUGAAUCAGUCAUUAUGACACCUUAAUCAAGAUAUCUAAGGGAAUAAAAUAUUUAGUGAGAAUGAUACAGUAACAAGGAUGGGUCAAAACUUUCUAAUGAACAUUUCUAAUAUGUACUUAUCUACCCAGUGAUAAGGAUGGAUAGGAAAAUAUUUCAUUCAAGGUCAUAAUGUACAGACCAAGUACGUGACCAAGAGACAUAUUUUCCUGUUGUACCUAAACAAACUCAGUCUACAGGCAUCUUAUCAUGUGACCACUUUUUGUUGAAGAUUUCAACAAAUUUUUUUAACAAUUUUUUUGUCAAUAGACUGUUGUUGAAAUAGGACAUGUUAAGAAACUCAUAUCAAUCCAAGAUUUCAACAAAUUUUUGCAAUUUAAAUAGGACAUGUUAAGAAACUCAUAAUUGUAUGAAAAGCACAACUUAUUUUCUUGUUUCAAUGUUAGGUUUUUUUUUUUGCAAUGAAGCCCCACAAGGGCAGAGCUAGAAGACAGCUUUAUGCAGACUGGAUAACAUGCAGGACUGGACUGGUCAUAUGGUCAUAAAUUUCAUUUUGUUGCAUAUUUACUAAGGAUGCAAAACAUCUCAGUAGGAUCGAUGGGAAUUCUCGUCAUGCUCCUAGCGAUAUACUAAGAUUCCAUUCAUUUUAAUGAAGUGACAGUUAUUCAUCAGUUAUAAUGAUGUCACUGGUUAUUUCCUUUUAUUAAGCAGGUGUAUAUGUAUACUAGAUAAAAAAAAGUCACUUUGAGAAUGUACAAUUUAAAUCAUCUUUAUUUUGACAAUUUUGUUAAGUCUACAUAUUAUCAUUUCUUUUUCAGCCAAAUCACAGGAAUUGAAAAAGGAUAUAGAGAUUCUGAGUCAGACUUUUGAACGAGUGAUAGAUAGGAAGGAAGCAAUAAUCAAGUCUUUAGUAAAAGAUAUUGAAGAAGCUGAGGAACAAUACCAGAUGGCCCUCAGAAGUCACUUGCAAAAUGUUGAUAGGCUUAUAGGUAAUCUUUUAACUGUAAGAUUUGAUAGAAUAAUUUUCUAUUAGAUCUCAAAAGUAACUAGUGUUUUAAACACAAGAGGUUAAAGAAAUUUUCAGAUGAGUAGAGAAAUAUUCUUUUACCUGUUGAAUUUUUAAGAGAUUGCAGGAAUAAGAGGUGCUACAGGCAGUAAAUUUUACCAGUUACUACCGAGGAUUGCAUUAGUUUUGGUAACAUGUGCGUUGCUCUCAGAUUGGUUCAGAAAAUUUGUGCCAACUCCUCAACCAAUCAGAUAUAAAACUAAAACAAUCAUAACUUAGUAUUUUGCAUUUUCCCAUGCAUUAGGCAUUUUGCUUGUUUUUACCUCAGGCUUUGAUUGGCUCUUCGUGAUAUUUCCCCCAACUUUGAUUGGCUAUUGCUUUGGGUUAAAGACACCACUGAUCUGAAAAGGGCUCACAUUCUUUUGUGAGGGGGAUUUGCCUAAUGCACUGAUUUGCCUGUUUAGAUUUGUAGACUGAAUUAACAUUUGGUUAUCAAUUUUCUGCAUGUGUAGACUUGCAACAGAGAAGGUUAGAAGAAGCUCAAUCUGAGUAUGAUCAAGAGCAAGAGAUCCUUAAAGAAGAAUUUGAUACAGAAAGGUGAGUUAAUUAAGAAAUGAUGACUGUUGAUAAGAAUUUCACCUAACUUGCAUGCAACACUGUAACUAAAGCAUGAAAUUAAACUGAUUUGUUGUGCCAAAAAUAAGAUGGACUGUAUAUCAAAUCUUUGAGACUUAAAGCACAAGUUUAAGGUUGGAUAAAAGUUUGUUAGACCCACAAGAUACAAUUUAACAGUCUAUUUUUAUUAUAGCCAUUUCAUUCUCUGUCUUUUACUUGUUUUAAUCAUAACUAUUUCAAUUUCCUCAAAUGUGAUUGGUGCAUUAGCUGCUUUAUUUUUCACUAAUUGUGCUAUAGAGUCAUCGGAUAGUUGACUGUAAUUAAACCCUUUAAUUUGACAUUUAAGUCCAGGGCGUGAAAUUUCACCUAAUACAGGCGCCAAUACGACUAAAUUUUUCACUUUGGCGACCAAAUCCUGAAAAUUAGUUGCCAAAUUGGCGACUAGAAUGUUUCGUCAUAACCUCACUUAGCGAUAUAGUGAAUUAAAAAGAUUUGCAAAGAUAAAUCUGCAACAAACUUCCUCGUCAAGUUUGUUUCCAAAACGCAGCACAUGCGUCUCAAUCGAUAACUAGAUGCCAUCUUAGAUUUAGGUGAGCUUGAACGUUGCAUAUCGUUCAUCCUAGUGUCCACUUUGUAGCACGUUAAAGAUCUUUUCCCUAACACAAUUUCUAGCACGAUGACAGCGUAAAAAAAGGUUUUGUUUGUCUUUGAAAAUGGUGACCAACUUUUUUUUAAUUGGCUACCACUUUGAAGAAUUUAGGAGCCAAUUGGCUAUCAGAAAAAAAAAAUUAAUUUCACGCCCUGAAGUCAGCCAAUCAUACAUGUACUAGGUCCACUCAGCUUAAUCCACCAACCACAGUAUUGAUUACAAUAACCAUAGCAACAACCACUUAACCUACAAAACUGAGGAAUUUUCUAAAAUGGAGGAGUUUUUGCUUUCAACAGUGUCUUCAUCUGAUAUAUUUCCUCAACUGUUUUUGUUUUUUUUUGGAAAUUGCAAUGGUUAUGAUUUAUUGGUAACUGUACUUUGUGUCAUACUAAUUAAAGUGAUUAACAAAUCAGAUGCCCACAUAGAGGACAUCCAAUUUUAUUAAUCACUCGUAUGAUUACAGAAUGAAUUGGACUCCACUCAGUCACACAACCAUUAUUAUUACAUACUAUUGUUAAGUAAACAAUGUGUUAACUUCAGAAUGAAGAUCAUAGGCCAACAGAGAAGGGAGAUGCAUGACAUUCAGGACAUCAUGUUUGCAAUGGAGGAAGAGUGGAAUGAACUGGAAAAUGAGGCUAAGCAAGAUUUUCAAAGUCUUAGAGAUGAAAUAAAAAACAAAGUAAUGCAUUACAUGUACUAUUAAUUAACUUCUAUUUGCAUGUUGGCAUACCUUAGCAUAUUUUUCAUUUAAUGCAUAAAUCAGAUUACCUUGAUCUGAUGUGAACGGUCAAUACCACUAUACAUGUAUUAGUAUAUAAAAUAUUAAGCAUACCCUAUUGCUACUUUUGUUUGAAAUGAUUUAAAAGCUGUGUAGAAUAAUUAUUCUGGUCUUGGUUUGCUAGAACCUGGAGGAGAAACAUGCUCUGAGAAUACAACUGGAAGGAACAGUGGAGGAUUUAUGGAGACAAUUUCAACAGGUAAGUUUAUAAUUAUUUCAUCUUACCUCGAGUACAAUUGAUUGACAAAUGUAAAGAAAACUUUCUUGGUCAUAUCCAUUUUGUAACCAGUUUGAAGUGUGUUCAUGUUUUUCUUUGCUACUUUCUUGACUGUAACCUGUUCACAAAAGGUUUUUUCUCUUGAAUAAUAUCACAGAGAACAAGCAAAUUUUAAAAGAGCUGUGGCUUCUCUCCAUUUGGAGCACUUACACUCUCUGUUUCCCCUUGCAUACUUAUUUACUAGCACCAAAAACAAAAACAAAGAAAAACAUGGAUGUUAACAUAUUGUGUCUAUUGAAAAUUGUAUGUACCUAGAUCUUAUGUGAGCUUUUUUGUUUUAAAGGCACUCAAGAAUUACAAUGAAACAACAGAGGAGAGAAAAUUGGCUUUUGAAAAUCUCAAAGCUAAAGAUGAGAAGAGUUCUUAUGAAAUAGAAACCCAAAUGAGAAAACUGCAAAGAAUACAGGUGAUUAAUAAUAUAUUAUCUUGCCGUAAAAAUUUGAUGGCCUCAUGCUUGAAUAUCUGCACAUUUCCACAAACUAUACACUUCAAACCUGACAUUUGCCUUUCAGGACAACAUUUCUCAGCUUAAAAGUAAAAUGGCAACAAAUGCUAAAGAAUGCGAUGAAAGGAACAGACUCAUAAAAGAGGUGAGUCUAAAAAAGAGCCUCGGGUACCUUGUUUUAUUACCUAAUUUGUGGGAAUAACUUGUCAGUGUAGCUGCAUAAACAGAGGAGCACUUCAGCUGUAGACCGAAACCAUGAUUGAAACCAUGAUAAUAAUUAUCUUUUUUUUCCAUUUUUGCCCAAAUAUUCAAAAACUGCGCUGCUCUACAAUGAGGAUCAACUUGAUAACAUGGUUUAAGUCUUGCAGCUUAUACAUCUAUAUUUAAACCUUGGAUUAAUAGUUUGUAAAAAUUCUUAUCUUUUCCAAGCAAAGAGAAGUAGUUGCUACUCAGUUCCAUGAACUCAAAGCAGAAAUGAACAAAAUGAGGGAUUCAGAAAGGUUUGUAUUCUUUCCAGUGUGUGCAAUAAUAAUUUAUAAGUGGUGCUUGACAUAAAUAGGGAGUCAAGUAUACACAAGAUAAAGAUAUCAAAAUGUGAAUGCAACUAUGAAAUUGGCAGUUUGGCUGAGAAUUGCAGAAGGAAGGAAUUGUAACUUACACUUCUGCCGCCCUUCUUUCAGGCUUACUCACCUUUGAUUUAAAUGAGCACCCAAAAGCUGGCCAAUUUCAUCAGGGAUACCAAUAUGAGCCCUAGAUAUGGGUUGAUUUUAACCCUUUACACCCUAACAUCAGUAUGCAUAUUCUCCAUACUGUUCUCUAUACAUUUCCUAAGGUGCUGACCAGGAGAAUUUGGUCAUCAAUCGAGAUCUUUUUUAGUUGGUGAUCAUUUCCUUUAUUCUCAUGACUUUGAUGUCUGAUUCAAGGGUGAUAUCGUAAGGAGAAAUAAGUUGCUAAUCACUCUUAAUGGUCAAAGGGUAAAAGAGGCAAUGUAGGGUGAAAAACCCAGAUUCAGAUCACGAUGUAGGCUUGGCUAAAAGCUUGGUAAUUGAGUUCUUCUAAAUUUGUUCCGUUUUUCCCGUAGAUCACGUUUGACCCAGCUGACACUUCAAAGCAAUGCAGCCAUAAAAGAACUUACAAAGACCAAAGAAAGGGUAAAUAUCUUACCUUUUUAUAAGGGGGGGGGGGAAGGGGGUUGAGAGCCCUUUUUGGGUCUUGAGACAUUGCUGAUCCUGGCAGUUGGUAUUUCUUUUUUACUCAUGUAAGUUCCAAAUUUGCCAUGUAUAUCAAGUUCUGUUUGCUCAUACGAUGCUUUCGAUAUCGGUGAUCCUUGAUGUUUGUCACAGAUGAAACUAGUAAUCACUUAAGUCACUCAAUCGUCUCUUAAGCUCCGUGACAGAGUAUCGGAGCGCGGAAUCUAAAAGUCUUGGGUUCGACUCCUCAUGGAAACUUGUCCCAAGCUCAUAACAACACAAACAGCGUCUUUCUUUCCUUCGCCAUCUUUCUUUUUGUAGUAUAAAUUUAAUUAAAACUGGCGAAUACCCGAUGAGUCUUAAAUUUAACUGUUUAGAAUACACAUUAAAGUCCCCUUCACGUUUCUAGGGUGAAUUUAUCCUAAAGCUGGCUGAAAUGUGCCGGAAACUGGAAACAGAGGCCGAGAAGGUGUUGCCUUUCUAUGUGUCGUCACUGUUACCUGAAGAGGAAGAUGACGUGGCCGCUGCUAUGCAGGAAGCACCCUCUGAACCACUUGCCGAGGUAACAAAAUACGCAGUUUGAACGUUCAUCUGUCCCAUUGAUCAAUUGUUGUUUAAAAAAAAAGUUAGGCUUGUAGAAUGGCCAAUCAGAAGAACAAACUCAAACGUAAAUACAGGCACACUUCCUCAAACGCGGGAAAACGUGGGUGACCAAGUCGUGAUGGUUUUUUUUUUAAUUUUGCGUCUGAUUGAUUGAGAGGGUCGCGCGAGUUUUUUUAGACCUAUCACAGAGCAGAGUGUAGCAAAACCAAUGUAAAUCUAGAUUACUUAUUAAUAACUAGAUUCACAUUUAUCGUGUGUUUUUCAGUCCAAGAUAUUAGAUUAUGUCAAAACGUGGUGAGAACAAAACGGAGGCACGUGAGCCACUGGGGAUUGUGUCACGGUUGUUUUAUCGCAUUUGGACGGUGCCCAUUUAAUAACGGCAAAAUUAAAAUGAGUGGCUCUCUUCUGUUUAAGUGCUAACUAUAUUGAAUGAUUCUUUAUCAGAUUCUACAUGAGUAUUCUGCAUUAGAGAACUUUUGGAAGAGGUACAACAAGGUAAGAAAUUGAUCAGCCCAAAAAGGGCCCUAGGCUGGAAUCAAAAGCCAAGCAGUACCUAGAGUGCUUUUUUAUAAGGUGUCGGUGAACCAAUACGAAAGCAAUUCCCAUAGUGAAUCAUAGUAAGAGAGAAUAAUGAAGUGCUUUUCGAUUACGUGUCGUUAAACCAAAACCAAAGUAAUAACGACAACCAAUCAGAAGAAAGGAAGAUACCUUAAAGAGCCAAUCAGAACUCAAAGUUAAAACAAAAACGCGGGCGACCAGGUCUUGAUUAAUCUUAGUUUUGAAUCUCAUUGGCGGAGUUAGUGACGCAAGCCCCGGGCGCAAUUUUACGAACCUGGUCAGAGCGAAGAAAAGCAAACUCAAUGCAAUGUCGGAUUGCCUUUGACACUCAGUUGAAAAUUUCUUUGAAGCGCAGGACAACGCGGCACACCGAGUCGGGAUUGGUGAAGUUUUGUUUCUGAUUGGUUGAAGAUAGCGCGAAUUUUCAGGAACUGCUGAGAAAAUUACAACCAAUGCAAUCUCAGAUUAUUUUGGAUACAAAUGAAAAUUGUACUAAUGUUUGAAAUUAGAGGUUGAAUUUGUUGCAGUAUCAGUUACUUAUCAUCAGUCAUGUUAUUUUUAGGUUUUACUUGAUAAGUUAGCUCUUGAUAAAGAGAAGCACACCCUUCUCCAAGAAAAUCAGCAACUCAGGGCUGUCCUCAAACAGUACUUAGAUGGUGAGUGUUUGUCUUUGAAAAAGCUCUAAUUUUGCGUUUGAUCCAGAAGUAUCAACAUGCUAAGUUGUCGAGAGCACGCUGGUUCUCACGCAAUCCUAUCUUGUACAAAUAUUGAGAGUAAACUCUUGAUAUUUUAUUCAGGGACCUAGUUUACAGAGUUAGAAAUCUAUUCCUAUUUUCACAUAUAUAGAUCAUGGACCGUGUAUUGAUAUGGGCGUUUUGUCUUCAUUUUCAGGAAUUUCCGUGAACGACGAGAUACUUAGUCAAUACAACCCGCUUUUUAUUGUCAAUAGCAAAACCAACGUCAGGUAUGUUUUUGUUUUUUUGUGUGGGUGGCAUUAAAUCAUACCAAAGUAAACGGAAGAAAACGUAUUUUGGAUGAAUGUUUUCGACUUAGGCCAAAGAAAUCCCAAGGGUCAAUCACGAGAUAGGAAAAUAUGGCAAGCGGCCAAUGAGAACUCUGGUAUGAGUCGCGGCUGGAUUUAGUUUUGCAUCUGAUCGGUUGAACGGGUGGUACGAUUUUCUUCGACCAAUCAUAGGGCAGAGGAAAACCAAUAAAUUUCCAGGCUAUUUCUAACAAAGCAUUGAAAUUGCAGUAAUCCGCUCUCUUUUACAGGCUGGCCAUACCGGUAACUGACCCCCGCAUCAAAAGAUCAGGCCCUACUGUGGUGGAAGCGGCCCAUGUCGUUAAGCAUUCCAUGUAAAUCUUCAUG
Pocillopora meandrina is the source of this 8620-nucleotide messenger RNA. NCBI's taxonomy places the organism in Eukaryota, Metazoa, Cnidaria, Anthozoa, Scleractinia, Pocilloporidae. The record is from the annotation of a GenBank genome assembly.